UAGGUACAGUGUUCCUCCAGUUGCCCUACUCUAAGCGCAAGUAUCCCAGCGGGCAGCAGCGACGCCGACGCAACUCCACCACCUCGGCCACCCAGAGCCUGUUUGGGGCCGAGGAGCACGUGGGCUACUACUGGGCCUACAACACCAUGCUGACCAAAGCCUGGCGCACGGGCCUGCUCGGGGACGAGAGGCUGGGCGAGAGGCUGCUCCGAGACUUCACCGACUUCUGUGCAAACAAGGACAACCGGCUGGUGGCCUUCUGGGAGAGUUGCCUGGAGAAGAUGAACUCUAGUGCUCCAUAAUGGAUGAGACAGACGGAAGGGAUGGAUGGAUGGAUGGAUAGAUGGAUGUGAAAGUCAUGGAACUGCUCUCCUGUGUCAUUUAUGAACGGAGGACUUCAGUGGAUAGACAGCUGCCAAAUACUGAAAAGUGUGUGUGUGUGUGUGUGUGUGUGUGUGUGUGUGUGUGUGUGUGUGUGUGUGUGUGUGUGUGUGUGUGUGUGUGUCUGUGUCUGUGUCUGUGUCUGUGUCUGUGUGUGUCCUGUCUACACUAUAUCAGUAUUACUGUGAGAAAGACACAGAAAGACUAUAUAUGUGUGUGUUUGUAUGCGUGUGUUGUGCCUAAGACUGAAGACUGCCUGCUGAUGACGUUGGGAUGUAACUGGCUUCAGGUUCUGCUGCUAAUUUCCCUUUAUGGUGUGACAAAUUAAUGGAAGCCUUUAACAAAUAACAGUAAAGAUCAAUUAAUUUACCUUCAGGCAUGUUGACUAUGUUUACAAUUACACACUGUGGAUUUUAUUCCAUCACUUUUCACAGUUCUGCAGGUUUAUAUCUCUGAAAAUCCUACAAGACUCUGUUUGGUCUUCACCAUGAACUAAUGUAAUAUAUUAAAUUAACAGCGAAGCUGGCCAUCUAGUUAGGUUAUGUAACAGACGUUUCAUGUCAAACCCAAGUUAAUUUCAGAGCUACAUCUAUUUAUUUGUUUACUUGUUUGUUUAUUUGUUUGUUUAUUUGUAGCAGUGCCUUUAGAGAAGUGCCAGAGGCCAUGCAGUAGUAGCCUCGGCAUGACAUGAUAUACACCAGCUACUGUAUUGAUGUUACCCGUCAUGUUGGAAGAGGCCUUAACAAGUAUUGUUCAAACAAAUCUACUCCAAAUUAGUCAGUUUAAAUGCUCAAAUUAAACAUCUGUAUAUAAUUGGCCUAGUGUAUAUUGGAAAGACAGGAAAUAGCCAUUGUUUUAUUUAUUUAUUUUAUUUUCUAUAAAAAAUGCAUUUAUUACCUUUUAUGUGUAAUUUGUGAAACUGGAAAUAUAUCUUAGGCUGAUAAUUAUGCCAUAUAGCCUUACCAAUGAAAAUAUAUUUGCAUGUGGCCUACACCGAAUCAGUGGUAAGGUCAUUUACCCAUUUCUGUGUGUGGUCAGCGGCCAUUGUUGGACAAGCAGCAGCAUCCUUUUGGUCGCGGAUGCAACACAACCGUUGGGGGUGGUGUGUCAGUGAGAGUGCGCUUACAAGCGGUACCCUCCACGCAUGCGCUAUCAGCUGCUGCAACAAGGGAGAAUGCAGCAAGCCGCACUGCGCAGGUGCGUGCCUGCAGCGCAUGCAGCUAUUUUUAGCAAGUGACGUCAUCAUGAAAUAUCAGCCAGCGCUUCAGCGCCCCCCAACCCCCCUCUUUUCAGUCGGAGAUUGACAGUCAGGACGUUUGCAGCAAGAACAGCAGCACCCGACGGUCGACAGCGGAGGCGAGCCUCAGCAGCCAGCCAUCGGGCAGAGAGUGUGUGUGUGUGAGAGAGAGUGAGUCGGGCGAGGCUUGGAGGAGUGGGUUGGACUCGUUGGACUCGGGAGGGUUGAGUGUGUCACUGCACUUUCUGUACGCCAAGGCUUGGAGCUGUCCUCUGGAUACACUGGCUUGCUGGUUAACCCACACGUGAGUGUCGGGAACAGGGGGAAAACUCGUUCUCCAGCUGCCUGCAUAUUGUCCAGCACAACGUAGCCUUUGGUCAGCGCACAAACGAUUUCAGACCAAAUCAGUGGUCAGUCGUGAAGGAAACGUGAAAAGAACGUUCUAGUAAAGUGUUGAGCAUCCUCGCGCUUGUGCACAUCUCACAGAAUGGCUGACCGGGAGCAGCUGAUUCAGAGAGCCCGCUUGGCUGAGCAGGCAGAGCGCUACGAUGACAUGGCCUCCGCCAUGAAACUGGUGACUGAACUGAGCGAGCCACUCUCCAACGAGGACCGCAACCUGCUGUCGGUGGCCUACAAGAACGUGGUAGGCGCGAGGCGCUCGUCCUGGCGUGUCACCUCCAGCAUCGAGCAGAAGACGGCCACCGACGGCAACGAAAAGAAGCUGGAGCUGGUGCGCGCCUACCGUGAGACCAUCGAGAAGGAGCUGGAGGCCGUGUGUCAGGAUGUCCUCAACCUGCUCGACCAGUUCCUCAUCAAGAGCUGCGACGAGACCCAGAUGGAGAGCAAGGUGUUCUACCUGAAGAUGAAGGGCGACUACUACCGCUACCUGGCCGAGGUGGCCACGGGCGAGAAGCGCUCCGGUGCCGUGGAGUCCUCCGAGGGCGCCUACAAGGAGGCGUUCGAGAUCAGCAAGAGCAUGGCCGCCACGCACCCCAUCCGCCUGGGCCUGGCGCUCAACUUCUCCGUCUUCUACUACGAGAUCCAGAACGCGCCCGAGCAGGCGUGCCAGCUGGCCAAGGAGGCGUUCGACGAGGCCAUCGGCCACCUGGACAAUCUGAACGAGGACUCCUACAAGGACUCCACGCUCAUCAUGCAGCUGCUGCGAGACAACCUGACGCUCUGGACCAGCGACCAGCAGGACAGCGAGACCGGAGACGCCAAUCCCUGAAGGCCAGAGAGAGAGGGAAAGAAAGAAAGGAAGGAAGGGAGGGAGGAAGCGAGAGAGUGAGAAAGAAAGAUGGAAAGAACGAGAGCGAGAACAAGCGUGUUUUUCCUUCCCUUCUUCCCCAUACAUUCAUCAUCCUACCCCACCUGAGAGUGUCCCUCAUCUUGUCCCUCAGUGUCCCUGUCCUUUCUCAAUGCAGUAAGCUGCAUUAGCCAACCUCCUCUUCCUCACCCCCCCCCCCUCCUUGUCAUGCUCUCUUACUCCUCCCCCCCACUCCUGUUACACUUCCUCCUCUGCUCCUCCUCCUGCUCUGUUCUCUUUGUGUGAUGCUCCCCAAAACUCGAUCUCAGUGUUAUUUAUUUACGUUCUCUGCUCCUCUCUCCUUCUUCUUCUACUCCUCUUCCUCCUCCUUCUCCUCCUCCUCUUUCUGCGCUGCUUGGUUUGUCUCUGAUUUUUUUUUUAAUGCUGUCCCCCUCUGUCUCUCUCACCCUGAUAUACCCCUCUCCAAAUCUGUGCUCUUGUUCAUUUUUCAUGGCUUUCUAGUCUGUGGUCUUUUUUCCCCAAAUCUCUGUGCUGUGUAGCCUUAUCCUGCCACCCAUCCUUUCCUCUUCCUUUCCAAGUGAGCAAGGCGCUCUCUUAACCUAGUGUUCCUGUGAAGACCUUCUCAUGUGUUGGAGCCCUUUCCUAAAAAAUGGGUCCCUCGUAACACAUAAUACAGGCCAAGGUGUUUCCGUAGACCUAAGAUGGCCACGUGCCAAACAAGAAAAAUGAAUUAAAAUCAAGACAACCAUCACACAAGUGUGUUAAUGUACACCCUUCCCCCCCAAACCCAAAAUUCCAUACCCUCUAAUCCAAUACCCCAUGAUCUUUCUAAUGUGCUGUCUGCUGUCCAUCUCUUUGACCUCUGACCUUUACACUUUGACCCCAUGUGUAUACACUGCUGUCCCUUGUGAAUUGUGUAAGGCACCUGUGCUUAGAGCAGCUGAUCCCCUGAGUCUGAUGUUGUUAUGGGGGAGCCCUCUCAUGCAACACAGUGGUGUAAGAGCAUUUUUGCUUUUGGUUGUAUGGAUUUGGAUGUUUUUGUUUGUUUGUUUCUCUCUUUUUUGGCAUUUGUUUGUUUCUUUUUAUUAAUUUAUUUGUUAUGAUUAUAAUUAUGAUACUGCGAGGUCAUGAAAGAAUGCCAUUAAAGACAUUGCCUACCA
This is a messenger RNA of Alosa alosa (allis shad), 4045 nucleotides long. It is a transcript of the gene ywhah, whose product is annotated as tyrosine 3-monooxygenase/tryptophan 5-monooxygenase activation protein, eta polypeptide. The transcript is spliced from 2 exons. The record is from RefSeq and is a predicted model, not a curated record. Bases 2106 to 2846 code for a protein of 246 amino acids. Gene Ontology annotation, biological process: signal transduction. Gene Ontology annotation, cellular component: cytoplasm. Lineage: Eukaryota; Metazoa; Chordata; Actinopteri; Clupeiformes; Clupeidae.